CACAUGACUCCAGCCGCAUGUAAACACUAGCAGGACGCGGCUGUUUACAAACCUGUCUCUGUGUCUCUGUGUCUCUCUGUCUCUGUCUCUGGUUAGUCCUCGUUCACAGAUAAAGACCAGAGGACAGAGAGGAUGGAGGUAGAAAACGCUCGUCCCUAUUUCUUUGGAGAUAUCGGCUGCUGGGUGGAGAGAACAGAGGUGCACAAGGCGGCGUCCCUCGGCCAGACCUCGCAGCUGCAGCACCUCAUCCAGAGCGGAGCUUCAGUCAACAUGGUGGCGGUGGACUCCAUCACGCCGCUGCACGAGGCCUGCCUCCGUGGAGCGGUCCAGUGUGUCCGGCUGCUGCUGGACGCCGGAGCCCAGGUGGACGCGAGGAACGUCGACGGGAGCACCCCGCUGUGCGACGCCUGUUCCGGCGGUAGUUUGGAGUGUGUUAAGCUCUUGCUGGAUCGCGGCGCCAAGACCAACCCUGCUCUGACCUCCCGCACGGCCUCGCCUCUCCACGAGGCCUGCAUGGGAGGAAAGUCCGACUGCGUGAGGCUCCUGAUUGCCAUGGGUGCCGGUCUGGAGCCGUACGACCUUUACUACGGAACCCCGCUACACGUGGCUUGUGCUAACGAACACACGGACUGUGUCAAACAGCUGCUCAAUGCAGGUGCUAAAGUGAACGCUGCCAGGUUCCACGACACGCCGCUGCACAACGCUGCUAAAAACACGCGAGUGGAGAUGGUGGAGAUACUGGUGGAGUUCGGGGCCAACAUCUACGCCAGAGAUCAGCACGACAGGAAACCCGUGGAUUACACCACGCCGGGCUCUCCCUCUGCGACCUGCCUACGCUUUUAUGAGACCACCCCCAUGAGUCUGCAGCAGCUCAGCAGGCUGGCUGUGAGGACCAAGCUGGGAACCAGAGCUCUGAAGGUCAUAGGUCAACUGGACGUACCGAAACUCAUCAUGGGCUACCUCCGCUACCAGUGAGCGUCGCCUGGAGGAGAAGACUGAAGAGCUACCGCACAAUACUGAGGAGAACACAGCAAAAGGUGCCGCUGCAUUAGACAUGAUAAUAGUAGACACAGUUUAGUGAUGAGCGCUUCUUCUUUUCACCUUUCACCUCAAGACAGCUCCUCUGGUGGAGUUGUUUUGGUGUCCAAAUGAAAUUCAUUCGUUGUGUUUAGACUCGUGCUAAUGACUUGAUUUUAACUUGUUUAAAGAAUUACUAUAACACAAACUCCUUAGCCUAGACAGACAGAAAAUACAUCUGUAAUAGCUCCACAACUAGCAGGCCUCUAUAUGCAUGAUCUUGGUCUCUGUGGAUAGGUAAGACCUCAGAGAAUUCAUCCCCAGUAACACUGUGACUGUUACUCUGCCUGAGUAAACUGGGAUGAACUAAAGGAAACAAUUUACAUUUUGAUCCUCUCCUAAAAUGUUUUCUAGAUCAGACAGUGGAUAAAACCAUUAUAGCAAUGAUGACAUCAAUGAGGUCAUUCAGCAACUCCUCGACUACAUCUGUGCCAAAGCAGAUAUAAAUAACACAAAGCACAUAGAUUCUACAAAGAGUUUAGUCAGGAUAGGACCAGGAGGACUCUCCGUUUGGCACACUUGGAUACCCGAAGUGUGCCAAAUGGGUUUUCUACCUCUUGAAAGUGAAUCUGGUUCUAAAAUACUCCUGAUAUCCACUACAGGAGGCUACGUGCACACAGUGGAGCCUUCGGCCGUGACGUUUACCCUGAGCGUCAUCUCAUUCUACCGUUGUGCAUCAUCUCAUUCUACCGUUGUGCAUCAUCUCAUUCUACCGUUGUGCAUCAUCUCAUUCUACCGUUGUGCAUCAUCUCAUUCUACCAUUGUGCAUCAUCUCAUUCUACCGUUGUGCAUCAUCUCAUUCUACCGUUGUGCAUCAUCUCAUUCUACCGUUGUGCAUCAUCUCAUUCUACCAUUGUGCAUCAUCUCAUUCUACCGUUGUGCAUCAUCUCAUUCUACCGUUGUGCAUCAUCUCAUUCUACCGUUGUCCACAGUAGAACAUCAAUAAACAACAACAACUAAACUGUAUAAUUCUG
Molecule: messenger RNA, 2051 nt
Organism: Sebastes umbrosus (honeycomb rockfish)
Lineage: Eukaryota; Metazoa; Chordata; Actinopteri; Perciformes; Sebastidae
Gene: asb13a.2
Product: ankyrin repeat and SOCS box containing 13a, tandem duplicate 2
Exons: 6
Coding region: 133-975 (280 amino acids)
Biological process (GO): positive regulation of protein catabolic process; intracellular signal transduction; protein ubiquitination
Molecular function (GO): protein binding
Source: RefSeq, a predicted model, not a curated record